UUUUAAAAUUUUGUUCACUUUUCUGCAUAUAUGCCAAGCAUAGUUGACAUGUCUGGUCGCAAGCAAAUAUAUAUGUCGGAUCUCGCAAUGUACUCUAAGACAGUAUAUGAAUAGUCGUUCGACGGUAUUCUGGCAUCCAGAGUAUAUAUAUAUAAACCUUAUAUAAGGAAACCUGAAUUUUCGGGAAUAGUCGUAUCGUGAUCCCAGACCCUCAAAACGUAAAGAAAAGUCACUCCCCGACCCAACUUCCACCAUCGCAACAAAUACAGUACUCCACUUUUCUUAAGAAAAGUCGGUAAUAAAAUCACAAUGUUUUAGAGUUUUUUGCGCUAAACUUGAAAAAAUUGAUGAAUUUUUCAUUUUUAUUCAUAUUCUGAACUUUAUCUGGAUUUGAAGAGUCUUUGAAUACUUUGAAGGCUACGACUGAUAAGGUAUUUUACGUAAUACACACUCGUAAUCUCAUCAUUACACCUCUGUCGCUAGAUGCAAAAUGUACGUCAUUAUGAGCGACCUAAUGUCGGGUCAAACACGUACAUAAUGAGCGUAUUAUAUCCCUAGUGUUAUGUGGCAAAGCCGCGAAACUCGCCAUUACGUACGACGUACGUGUUACGUUUGGACAUAAUUUAACAAAUUUAACCAGUGAAGUUUGGUCACUCAUAGACGCACAUUUUUUGCAUCUAAACAACAGAAGUGUAAAAUGGUGAGGUUACAAGUGUUUAUUAUGUAAAGCACCUUACAGUCUUACACUACGCGAUUAAUAAAGUGUGUGAUUAUGAACGAGUGCAAAGUUACAGCGCUGGUACUUUAUUAAUCUAGUAAUGUAAUGUACUAUUACUUUUGAAAAAGUGGGCAAUAUGUUUUGAAAUUUCACAGAAAUAGAUUUAAAAUGGUUCAUUUGCAGGUUCGUUAUUGUUACACAGUUGAAUAAAUAAUACCAAGAAGUGUGGGUAGGUAUACAUAUAUGUAGGUACACGCAUUUGGACAAUUUAAUUUUUAAAAAAUUCAAAAAAAAUUUCCCUAACCUUAACCCUUGACCUGAAAAAAAUUAUGGUAAUUUUUUUGGAACCCAUAACCAAAAACCCAAAUUUAGGAACUCGUUUUUUCUUGUUUUUUUUUUUUUUUUUUUGAAUUGAUAAUGGGGAAAACUACGAGACUUUGAAAUAUCUGGAGCUUUGUAGGUACGUAACGUACAAUUGCCAUUUUUUCAAAAAAAAAAAAAAAAAUAGUCAAUAUCAUUACAGCCAGCCCAAGAAAUUGAAGACGUCAUAACAAAAAGGGGUAUAUAUGACACAUAUGUCCUUUUUGAGACGAAUCCAUAUUGUUAUUCUUCAGACCUUCCUCUAUCAUAUGAGACCACCCCCACUUCACAAAGUCGAAAAACCAGUGAGAUAUCGCCAUUUUAAAACUGCGAAGUCGAUUGAAAAUUUACUUUUUCAGAGAUAAUGGGUUACUCAUGGUCGAUUUUGUGUUGUCAACCAUUAUUUACCUGGUUUGAAUCCAAAAAUUUGCUCAAAAACAUUUUUAAAUCAAUAAAAAAAAUUGGCCAAAAAAACUUGUCUUUUUUGUUGUUUUUUUUUUUACUCAACAUAUCGAUCUUUUUUCAGAGAUAAUGGGUUACUCAAGGUCGAUUUUGUGUUAUCAACCAUUAUUUACCUGGUUUAAAUCCACAAAUUUGCUCAAAAACAUUUUUAAAUCAAAAAAAAAAUUGGCCAAUUUUUCGCUUCAAAAAGGACAUAUAAUUUGAAAUGUUUGAGCGCUUACUGCUAACACACAGUUUCCUCCAGACCGAUGGUGCAUAGCAUUUCAUAUAGUUAGAUAGUGGGAAAAUCAGAUAAAAUCGUCACCAUGUUCAAAUAUGCACAUUUCUAAACUUCACAAGCACUCAAACUUUCAAACAGUUAUUUCUCAAAAUACAACUUUCACACAUAUGUCCUUUUUGCUAUGACGUCUUCAAUUGAUUUUUGUUCUAGUUUUGACUCAAUUACUCGUCCCUUUUCAACUGUUUUGUGGAAUUUUCUCACUGGAUUGGCGAAUUUUGAUUUCUUCAAAGUUCCUUUAGGCCUAUGCUCUAUAUUCAAGACUUGAAGUUGAACACAGGGCACAUCUAAUCGAAAAAAUUAUAAUCACAAAGGUUGUUCAACAUCAUGUCAAGUAUACUAGUAGAAUACAGGGGUUUCAAAUGCUAACUACCUACUUUCGCUUACCUACUUCCUUUCAACUUGAGUAGGUAAAUGAAAGUAAGAAAUUAGCAUCAAAACUUUUGCAUUUACACGAGCCCUAUGCUUGGAGUAAAGCAAAAAAUAAAUAAAAAUUCUCUAAAAAUCAAAAUUCGUCAAUUUAAAUCAGCUCAAAAGUGACAAGUUAUCUCUUUUUAGAUUUUUGGCGAACGUUUGAAAAAUCAAAAUUGACUGUUUUUGGUGAUUUUUGCUUUUUUAAAAAAAAGUACGUACUUGAUCUGAGUGAGUUCAGAGUUGAUCAGUAAACGAACCGAUUUUGGAAGAGACACUUCAAGAGUAAAGAGUGGUUUUUUGACCAGCCUUUCUUCAUGAUAAAUAUAUCCAAAAAAUCAAAAGCGUCCCAUUUGCGAGGAAAUUUUCGAAAUUUGCGCGGAUCGCUGUAUUUCGUCCAGAACUCUCCAUGAAAGCGAAUUCUGCCAUUUUCAGCCAUUCUGGAGCCUCCAGCGCGAUUUUUCAAUUUCUCCAGAAUUUUGAAUGCUCCAGAAGGCGUGAAUAUGAAGAUUGGGCAGUUAAAAAUCGAGUUGUGUGUUAUACUCGACCUGUUUAACGAAUUUAUUCACAUUUGAGCCGAUUGUGGAUGUGACACCUAAAGAGCGGUUUUUUGGCCAGCUUUAUUCAUAAUAAAACUAUCUAAAAAAUCAAAAGUUUCCUGUUUGAGAGGAAAUUUUGAGAAUUGGCACGAACCGCUGUAUAGAGUUCAGAACCACCCUCCCCCUCCUCAGUUCGAAUUUCACUGUUUCGAAUCGUUUUUGGAAACAGGGUGAUUUUCCGAAUUAUUAUGUCAUACAAUGACCAUACCAUCAUAUUAAAAGCAGGACAAACUCAGAAAAUCACACUGGACGCUGCGAAAAGAGCUCGAAGCAGCGAAAUUCGGUCAGGAGGGCUGAUUCUGAACUCGAUAACAGCGAUUAGUGCCAAUUUCCAAAAUUUCCUCGCAAACGGUAAACGUAUAAUUUUUUAGAUAUUUUUACUAUGAAAAAAGCUGGUCAAAAAACCACUCUUGAGGUGUCCCUCCCAAAAAUAUUUGGAUUUGAGGAAUAAAUAUCAGUUUUAGGACUUAUUUUGAUCAUUUUUACUGAUCAUAGUACGAACUUUUUUUUUUUUUUAAACACGAAUCACCAGAAACAGUUGAUUUUUAAUUUUUAAACAUUCGCCAAAAAUCAAAAAAUCAAGUUGGGCAGCUGAAAAUUUGGUUCUGGGGGUUUUAGACUGUGCUCUUUCCAAAAAUCGCGAUCCUGUUCAAAUCGGAGGGUGACACCUCAAGAGUUUCCCUUGUCAGUUUAUCACAUCGAAAAAUUUUCGGAUACUUACUAGCAAGUAGCAAUGACCUUACUGAAUUCCCAACAAUCAAAUUUAAAAAAAAAUAACAUACCUAUUUGAAAGUACAUAUUCGAAUAUUUAAAUCAUAUUAUUAGUUUCGAAUACAGAAUUCGGAUUGCAAAUAAUAUCUCGCUUGACGUUUUUGAAAAAAGUUUCAUUAUUUGUCCCUAAACCUACCUCUUGUAAUCGCUUUUUGGUUUUCAUCGCUGCUAUGGUACUCGAACUGCUGCGCCUUGUGUGCAAGCAUCCGAGAACUUUUUUAAUUUUUUAAUUUUUUUAAAUAGGUAAUGGGGAAGACUACGAGACUUCGAGUUAUCUGAAGCUUUUGUAGGUACAAUAGCCAUUUGCGUGGGUGAAAACUAUUUUUAUGCUUUUAAAAUUUUAAUAUCGGAAAUAUUUUUUUCAGGAUGUUAAUAAUUUUGGUUUAAAAAAAGAGAACAGGUUCACGAGAGGGCGAAAGCUCUUGAAAAUUUGUCUUUCGAGGGGUGUAAACAACUUUUGUCGUAAUCAUUUUUUUUAUUACACGAGCCCUACAGUUAGAAUAAAAUCAAAAACAAAUUCUAAAAAAAUAAAAAUUCAUCGAUUUUGGGGUAAAUUUCACAAAACAGUUCAAAAGUGAAGAGUUUUCUCUUAAUUUGAGGGGGGACGGGGGGUCAAUUUCACUCCAAUUACCAAUAUAAACACAGAAUCCCUAUUAUAAUGUUGACUCCAAGAUCCACCCCCCCUCCCCAGAAAAAUAUUUUUUUGAAAAAAUGCUUCAAAAUGCUCAAUGAUAGUGUAGUGAUGAAUUCGUCUGCCAAAUUACAGCUUCAUUUGUUCAGUACAACCCAAGAAAUUUAUUUUUAAAGUUCCAACGCAGAUUUCAGAUUGUAAAAUAAAGCCUACUACAGCUCAUACACUGUGCCUGCAUAUUUCUCGUUUCGAUGAAAAACUGACAAAAAAUGUGUUUCUUGGCUGUAUUUUGGGCUCAAAUCGUCAGAAUAAGGUGAAAUUUUGUAUGUGAUCGCACCCAAAGAUUAUUGAUGCGCCUGUGAACAGUUUUUUUCAAAAAAAUUGUUUUAGUGGGAGAAGGCUGAAUUUGGGGGUUAAUUUUAUGAUAGGGAUGCGGGGUUGAUUUUUUGGAUGCAAUAGAAUCGAAAUUUGAGUUCAGCGACCUCAAAUUAAGGUAAAACCCAUCUUUAACUGAUUAUCUCGGCGUAUCUUACCCAAAAAUAAUAAAAUUUUGAUUUUUUCAAAAUUCAUUUUUGCCUUAUUUUAAGAAAACGACUGAUUUAAUCGAAAAAAUGAUAUAAUGACAAAAGUUGUCUAGAAUGCUGAGUACUAGCGGGAUAAGUGAGUUUCGAACGUUAAUUUCCUACUUUUUUUACCUACCCAAGCUGAUAGGAAGGAGGUAGACGAAAGUACAUAAUCAUAAUUUGAAACCCCUGUAUUCCGCUUAGAUAAUAUAUUACCAAUGUGAAUCUAGCACUCUCAUCAUAAAUUUUACUCUCAAACCUACCCAUCGCCCCACUUGUUAUUGAAAAAAAAAAAAACAGCAGUACCUAAUCGAAUCCAAAUUUAUGUUCAGUGAGUUCAUAUUACUUACUUGGAGUUUUUCAUGUUUUAAUUUAUAUUGAGGUGUUUCCUCUAAAUGGACGAAUUUUGAUUUUUUUUUUCAGAGUUGGGUAUUUUAUUUAUUUCUUCAUUUUGAGCAUACAGUACCUACCUACUCUUUUGAUUUGAAGUUGAUAGGCGAGGUUUAACAAUGUUAUAAAAUAAUUAUUUAUUUUAAUUAGGUAGGUACUUCCAGUAAAAUUAUUACUCUCCGAAUUGUUUCAGUGUUUCAUGCACAUACCUACAAUAAACAUUUCAGUAGGCUACAUCGAUUAUGAUUCGCUUAUUCAUUUAGCGCCAAACAGCACAAUGGUUACCAGUAUUAUAAAAGAAUGUUUUCUUCGUCAUGUGAAUAUCCUGUUCUAAAAGUAGCGGACAACUACCUUCAAGGACACUCAAUCAGCUGGAACCACUAGUUGAAAAUGAUAAAAUAGGAAAAAUAACUGCCGAAGUGUACUCUAUCCAUUCCCGGUGUCAGAAUUGCUCCAUACUUCAUAGUUCCACCGCCAUGGACCAUGGAGCAUAAUGUGAUGGAAAACCGCACCCUCCAAUGUUACCCGGCGAUUUCAAUGUUACCCCAGUUUACGCCAAGAUAAAUGACGAUUUGACUGGUGAUUUGGUGGUGACACGAGGACAUAUAGGUGGCAAUGGGGUACCUGUUCACCCUCGUGAUCCUAGGACACCCGAACAAGUGGCUUUGAAAAGGAGAAUUUUACAUGGAGCUGAAAAUUUACGCGGGAGAUCAAAAAAACGAUUUUAUGACGACUUAAUUGAAGGGGUAUCUUCCGAAGUGGCAAAAGAGAUGCCAUAUCCGUCAAUUUUUUCUUCAAUAAAGAGUCGAGCGCAUAGAGCCGGAGAGCGAAUGCCUCCAACUAUGGAAGAUCUUCACGAAUUGAUAGAGGGAUCCCCUGAAUAUAGGAACACUGUAGAUGGAGAGCUGUUCUAUUUAGGAGGAAAUGCUGAAAACAUUGUAUUUGUUAGUCCCACCACCUCAGAACUCCUGAAUAUGCCGGGCAUUACGUACACCAUGGACGGUACGUUUAAAGUUUGUCCAAAAAAACCGAAAAUCUACCAGUUAUUUACUAUUGGGGCAAUGUUCAAUAAUACAUUUUUUGCAAUCGUCUAUGCUUUCAUGACCCGGAAAAAUGUUGAAAAUUAUACUUACGUUUUUAACUUAGUUAAAAAUAAGUAUGAGAAUUGGCAACCACAGCACAUAAUUUCGGAUUUUGAAACCGGAUCGCUGGCGGCAUUCAGUGACAUGUUUCCGGAUGCCCGCACUCAAGGGUGCUGGUUUCAUUAUAGUCAAUCGAUUGAGAAGAAAACAAAAUCAUUAAAGGCUCAAGGAAAUGAGGAGGUAAAACGUCUUGUGAAAAAAAUUAUGGCAUGGCCUUUACUUCCACUGGAUUUAAUGGAAGAAGGUUAUGUGCUGCUCAUUGCAGAGGCAAUAAUUCUGAACAUUCCUGCAGUAAACGUUCUUAUGGAGUAUUUAGAUCAACAGUGGUUUAUAAGAGUAGGAAUUCGAAGGUUGAAUGUCAGUGACUCGCCCUAUCGGACUAACAACCACCACGAAGCUUUCCAUAGGAACGUAAUGCUCCAUAUGACGGACACCAGGAGUGGGACCCAUCCGAAUGCCAAAGUGGUUUUACGUGGGAUAAGAAAAAUUGAGCAUGAACAGGCAGCCAAAUUCAAAGCUGCAAAGGAGGGAAAGAAAACUACUUUUCCUCAAAACGAUAAGUGGCUGCUUCAGAACCUAAGAAUUACAAAUGGGCUUCAGAAACUAGCGGAUCCUGCGCAGCCCGAAUACGGAAUUUUGGAAUUUUUGACUGAAAUGGCCCAUGCUCACAAUUUUCAUAUAAUAGAAGUAGAACAAAAUGUCAAUGAAGAUGGCGGAGAUGAAUGAAUAAGCAAGUACUAGUACUUAUGAGAUAUGGAUGUUCUCUGAUCACUCACAAGUUUCAUAUUAGCUGCAAUAUGUAUGUAGUAAGCAACUGGCAAAUUUUUUUGGCCAAAGAACUCACUUGGCUUUUUGAGAUACAUAUUUUCAUAGUUGCAUAAGAGAAGGGGGCCAAAACUCACUUAUUUUUAAGACGACUUGGGCUCAACAAUUUUCCACUGUAAAGUUUACUGGGUAUUCCCCAGCCCUCUCACUCCAAUAGGUUUAGUAAAAAUAUGAAUACAACUUUUUAAUCAUUCAGAAGUAACCUUGCAACUCAUCAUAGUGAGUCAAAAAUUUCAAGAGAAAAUUCAAAUAUUUCGUCAAAAAUGUUUUUCAAGUACUUACCUAUUUUUGGAGAAUUUAAAACCUAAAAUUGGAUGACGAUUCUCUAGAUUUCUGGAAAAGGUGUCAUGAGAGCUAUCAAAAUGCCUUAAAAUCGUGUUGGUAGCAACUAAAUGUCUGUUUGAUUAAAGAAUUUUGAGCUCAAAAUUUUUGGGUUGUUAUUAUAAGAUGUUUUUGAAAUUUCAAAUGUGAAGAUAUCGGUAGACAAAUUGAAGAUUUUUAUCAAUACUAUGUACUUUAAGCACUUACAAAGAAUUUCCAACUCAAAACUGGGCCAUGACUUUCAAGAUUUUUGAAAUUUAUAUGUGAUCCACCAAGUCAGUUAAAAUUUUGGCGAGAAAAGAAGAACUGGUAUAACGAUUUUUUUUAGACAAUUUUGGAGAAUUUUGAGUCCAAACUUACGAGGAAACCUCUUGAGGUGUCCGCCUCCAAUUUAAACGGGACCGCGAUUUUUGGAAAGAGCAUAGUCUAAAACCCCCAUAACCAAAUUUUCAACUGCCCAAGUCCAUUUUUCGAUUUUUGGCGAAUUUUUGAAAAUUUGAUGUUUUUGGCGAUUUAUGCUUUUUUAAAAAAAAGUAUGUACUUUAUCAAUAAAAAUGGUCAAAAUAAGUCCCUAAACUGAUAUCAAUUAGCCAAAUCCAAAUUUCACCAUUUCCAGCCAUUCUGGAGUCUCCAGCGUGAUUUUUCAAUUUCUCCAGAAUUUUGAAUUUGCUCCAGAAGGCGUGAAUAUGAAGUUGGGCACCUAAAAAUCGAGUUGUACAUUACACUCGACCUGUUUGCCGUGGAUAUAAAUUUUUGAGCACCAGGGCGACUUAAUCACGCUGCUUGCAUAAGCAUUUUUAUGCUGAAUUUGUUCAAAAAAUCAAAGGGGCACUCGCGUCCUGCUGUCUUUUAUUUGCGCCCUUGUAGGAGUUCGAUUCAUGUGUUAAAUUAAAUAGGUGCACUUUUUAUGAAUUUUGCAUCAGGUAUACCUCUUUAGCUUUUAUAAAUUGUUUGUUGUUUUCGUCUUUCAGUGGCGUAGCCAGGAUUUCCUCAAGGAGGGGGCAAAACCAGAUUUUUAGGCAUGAAAAAUCGAAAUGAGGGGUAAUUUUCUGGAAAUCUAUUGUAAUGUGUGGUGAUUUCAUGAAAAUGAAGACAAAAUUACUGCUCGAGCGAAGCGAGAGCGAAAAUUUUUGGAAAAAAUGGGUCCAAACAACGAAAAAACGUCCAUUUUUGCAUGUUUUCUUUCAAAUUUUCGCUCUCAAGGGGGGGGGCAUGGCCCCCUUCGCCCCCCCCCCCUUGGCUACGCCACUGUCGUCUUUUCAUUUUUUGAUUUUUUUACAUGGAAAAGUCCUCCUGAUUGUUAUGAAUUUCAUGUUUUUAUUUCUAUUGAGUUCUUGUAACUUUUGUAGAUAACUGUGAUCAUCUGUUUCUUUUCCCUCUUUUUGUGUGUUAAUUAUUGUGUAUUACUUUGUUAAGUCAACUUUUUCUCAUCUUCUGAGUUGUUUUGAAUAUUUCAUUUCUACUGUACAAUGUACAUACACAACUAUUUUUUUUUCGUUUUAUUUUUUAUUAUUUUAUGGCUGCCCCUUCUUCUGGUUGUAUACAUGAUCUAUGCAAUUUAAAAUUUUAAAUGAAGUAGACAUAUGGAUAUGGUGAGUGGAGAAACAGUUUUUUUUUUUUUUUUAACUUCAUUCUAAUAUAAAUAUGUGUGUACUUAUUGGUCACUUUACAUAAUUAUUGUAAAAAAAAAAAAUGAAAUAAAUUGAAUCAUAAAAGGAUAA
This is a messenger RNA of Planococcus citri (citrus mealybug), 9191 nucleotides long. RefSeq lists its product as uncharacterized. The record is from RefSeq and is a predicted model, not a curated record. Bases 5701 to 7050 code for a protein of 449 amino acids. The transcript is spliced from 10 exons. Lineage: Eukaryota; Metazoa; Arthropoda; Insecta; Hemiptera; Pseudococcidae.